CGCGAAAUGACAAAGUCCACCAAUGGCCUGUUGGCAUUUUCAAGAGCCAAGAUUUUGCAUUUGCCGAAACCACGCAUCUGUCUACCUGCCUCGGGAUCUUUCUCGCCAUCAAUUAAUUUUGGGUAGCCUUCUUCUAUGCAAUUGAGAAAGCAACCCUACGAUACGAGAGAAAGCAAGAGGAAACUAAAAUUCAAAGAGACCACCCUGGAAAAAAUAAAAUAAAAGCUUUGCCAUAAUCUCCUCUUGAGCCACCUGGAAAGCCUCAAACUUCUCUCAGCUUUCUCUCUUUCUGUUGUCUCUAUUUCAAGUCUAGUCAAUCGAGUCAAGUCAAUCAAUCAAAUACAGCCAAUUUGAUUGAUUUCUAUUGCAUUGCAGUGAACUGAAUUGAAAAAGAAAAGAAAACCAAGAAAAACUACUUGAUUGCAUCACGCACAUCAUCAUGAGUACGAGCAUGCUUCGCCCCAUUUUCUCGGUUGCCGGUCGCAACGGUAGCCAAACAACUCGCCGCGCUGGACUUUCCGCUUCUCGCUCGUUUGCCACUCAGAGUGGAGAUGACGCUGCGCCUCCCACGGCGUUGGCCAAGCUUCACUUGGAAGAUGGAACCACUUUGACGGCAAAGUCUUUUGGUUGUCAUGAAUCUGUGGAGGGUGAGGUCGUCUUUGCCACUGGAAUGGUGGGAUACCCCGAAAACUUGACCGAUCCUUCCUACCAGGGACAGAUUUUGACCGUCACCACUCCCAUGGUCGGAAACUACGGUGUCCCCAGUCGCACGGAAAUGGACGAGUUUGGGUUGCCUGCCAAUUUUGAGUCGCACAAAAUUCAUGCCACCGGUAUCCUCGUCCAGGAUUACUCCCAUCAUUACAGUCAUUGGAAGGCCACCUCCAGUUUGGGAGAUUGGCUCAAGGAAGAAGGUGUUCCCGGUCUUUGUGAAGUCGAUACCCGUAUGUUGACCAAGAAAAUCCGUGAAAAGGGUGCCAUGUUGGGACGCAUUGAAGUCGACCUCAAUGCCCCUCCCCCGGAUUUCUCCAAAAUGCAAGAUCCCAAUGCCCGUCAUCUUGUGGGAGAAGUCUCCCUCAAGGAACCCAAAGUGUACGGAAAAGGAAACAAGCACAAGGUCAUUGCCGUCGAUAUGGGAAUGAAGUACAAUAUCAUUCGUCAAUUGGUGCGCAGAGAUGUUGAAUUGACCGUCGUGCCAUGGGAUUACCCAUUCGCCGCCGAAAUGCACAAGUACGAUGGACUCUUUUUGUCCAAUGGACCCGGAGACCCGAAUAUGUGCACGGCAACCGUCGAAGAACUCAAAAAGGUCGUUUCCUGCCCUGACGAAGAAGUCAAGCCCAUUUACGGUAUUUGUAUGGGAAAUCAAUUGAUUGGAUUGGCCGCUGGAGGUACCGCCGAAAAAUUGCCAUUUGGAAACCGUGGACAGAAUCAGCCAGUGCUCAACCACCAAACCGGAGAGUGCUACAUUACUCCUCAGAACCACGGAUUCCACAUCAACACGGAAACCAUGAGGGACGAGUGGAAGACUCUCUUUACCAACGCCAACGAUGGAAGUAACGAGGGUAUUGCCCAUCAGACUCGUCCGUAUUUCACUGCGCAGUUCCACCCCGAAGCCAACUCCGGGCCCACCGAUACCGAGUUCAUGUUUGAUGUAUUCCUCGAGGCAUGCGGAAAACCCCUCGACAAAAUCAUCUUUCCUACACGAAAGCCCGCUCCACCAAAGCCCAAUGUCAAGAAGGUGCUCAUGUUGGGAUCCGGUGGUACUUCUAUUGGACAGGCCGGAGAGUUUGAUUACUCGGGAGGUCAAGCCAUCAAGGCUCUCAAGGAGGAAGGCAUGGAGGUUGUCUUGAUGAACCCCAACAUUGCUUCGGUCCAAACCAACAUGGACAACAAGUCCGCCGCCAAGGCCGACCACGUCUUCUUCUUGCCCGUCACUCCUGAUUUCGUCGAAGAGGUCAUCAAGAAGGAAAAGCCCGAUGGUAUCGUCAUCAGUAUGGGAGGGCAGACUGCACUGAACUGCGCCGUCGAAAUGUUCGAAAACGGAAUCUUUGAAAAGUACGGAGUCGAAGUCUUGGGAACCCCCGUGCCUGUUGUCAUUGAUACCGAGGAUCGUCAGCUGUUCAGUGACAGGCUCAAUGAGAUCAACGAAAAGAUUGCCGAGUCCUACACUGCCGUCACUGUCGAUGAGGCUAUCGGACACGCCAAGAAGAUUGGAUACCCUCUCAUGAUCCGUUCUGCCUUUGCAUUGGGAGGUUUGGGAAGUGGUAUCUGCCACGACGAGGACCACUUGAGGGAUAUGGCAAACAAGGCCCUCAGUACCUCUCCCCAAAUCUUGGUCGAGAGGAGUAUGAAGGGAUGGAAGGAAGUCGAGUACGAGGUUGUCCGUGAUACCAUGGACAACUGUGUCACCGUCUGUAACAUGGAGAACUUUGAUCCUCUUGGAAUCCACACUGGAGACAGUAUCGUCAUGGCUCCUUCUCAAACUUUGAGCAACGAAGAAUACCACAUGCUCCGUGAGACUGCUCUCAGGGUUGUCCGCCAUCUUGGAAUUGUUGGAGAGUGUAACAUUCAGUACGCCCUUCACCCAGAGUCGCUCGAGUACUGCAUCAUCGAGGUCAACCCCCGUCUCUCUCGUUCGUCCGCCCUCGCCUCCAAGGCCACUGGUUAUCCUUUGGCCUUUGUCGCCGCCAAGUUGUGCUUGGGAAUUCCUUUGACUGAAGUCAUCAACUCCGUCACCAAGAAGACCCAAGCGUGCUUCGAGCCCAGUUUGGAUUACGUCGUCACCAAGAUCCCCCGUUGGGACAUGUCCAAGUUCGAAGGUGUCUCCACGGAGAUUGGAUCUGCCAUGAAGAGUGUUGGUGAGGUCAUGAGUAUUGGACGUACCAUCGAAGAGACUCUCCAAAAGGCCAUGCGUAUGGUGGACCCCGCCGUUCCUGGAUUCGAGCCGAAGCACGUCUACGAAACCAUGGAGGACUUGAAGAAGGAACUUGCCAUUCCUACCGACAAGCGUCUCUUUGCCAUUGCCCAGGCUCUCCACGAGAAGACCCUGAGCGUCUCUGAUAUCCAUGAAAUUACCAAGAUUGACCACUGGUUCUUGCGCCGAUUGGAAAACAUUGUCAAAACAUGGAACAAGAUGGAGUUGGUCACUUUGGAUGAGAUGUCCAGCGACCUCAUGCUCGAAGCCAAGAAGAACGGAUACUCUGAUAUUCAGAUCUCCCACGCAGUCAAGGGAGGAUCCGAUGAAGACACUGUCCGCCAGAAGCGUAUCGGCAUGGGCAUUGAGCCUCACACCAAGCAAAUCGAUACUCUUGCCGCCGAGUACCCCGCCGAUACCAACUACCUGUACAUGACCUACCACGGUUCCGAGAGUGAUGUUGACUCUGCCGAUGGUGGUGUGAUUGUUUUGGGAAGUGGUGCCUACCGUAUUGGUUCUUCCAUCGAGUUUGAUUGGUGUGGAGUCAGUGCCAUCCGAUCCCUCCGUCAAAUGGGAUACAAGUCGACCAUGAUCAACUACAACCCCGAGACUGUGUCUACUGAUUACGAUGAAUGCGACCGUCUCUACUUUGAGGAGCUCAGCCGCGAACGCGUCCUUGAUAUCUACAACCGUGACAAGUCCGACGGUGUUGUUGUCAGUGUUGGAGGACAGAUCCCCAACGGUCUUGCUUUGCCUUUGGACGCAGCUGGUGUCAAGCUUCUUGGAACUCCCGCUGCCAUGAUUGACAAUGCCGAGGAUCGAUUCAAGUUCUCUGAUACCAUGGAUGAGAUUGGAGUCCAACAACCUCGCUGGCGUGAACUCUCCAGUGUCGACAAUGCCUUGGACUUUGCCAAGGAUGUCGGAUACCCUGUUCUUGUCCGUCCUUCCUACGUCCUGAGUGGAGCUGCCAUGAACGUGGCUUGGAGCGACGAACAGCUCCGCGCUUGCUUGACCGAAGCCGCUGAGGUUUCCGCCGACAAGCCAGUUGUCAUUUCUGAUUUCAUUGAAGGUGCUGUGGAGAUUGAAUUCGAUGGUGUCGGCAAGAACGGAGAGAUUAUUGCUGCUGCCAUUCACGAGCACAUUGAGAAUGCCGGUGUCCACUCUGGUGAUGCUACUUUGGUCUUGCCCGCCCAAGACUUGAGUGCCUACCAAAAGUUCCGCGUCCGUGAUGCUGCCAAGAAGAUUGUCAAGCGCUUGAACAUUACCGGCCCCGUCAACAUUCAGUUUGUUGCCAAGGGAACUGAUGUCAUGUGCAUUGAGUGCAACGUGCGUGCCUCUCGUUCAUUCCCCUUUGUCUCCAAGACUAUGGGAGUUGACUACAUUGAAGCUGCCACUCGCGCCAUGGUGGAUGAAGACACAUCUGAUAUGAAUCUUCCUACUUUGGAGAACUGUGACGGCCCCAGCCAGUACGUUGGAGUCAAGGCUCCCAUGUUCUCGUUCACUCGUCUCCGUGGAUCUGAUCCUGUCCUUGGAGUGGAGAUGGCGAGUACCGGAGAGGUUGCCUGCUUUGGCGCCAACAAGGAAGAAGCCUUUUUGAAGAGUUUGAUGUCUACCGGUUUCAAGCUCCCCAAGAAGAACAUUCUUGUUUCGGUGCAGGACACUCUUCAAUCCGAGUUUACUCACUCUGCGUGGGAGCUGCACGAGAUGGGCUACACACUGUACGCCACCCGCAACACUGCCGAAGUGCUCGAGAAGAACCGUGUCCCCUGCAAGGUGGUUGCCUACCCCACCGAAGGCGACUCGACCUCGGAACCGAAUGUGAUUGACAUGAUCAAGAACGAUGAGUUUGGUCUCGUCAUUAACAUUCCCACCCACAAGUCGAAGCGUUUGGAAGACAACUACCAAAUGCGUCGUUCAGCGGUAGACUACGGUGUCCCUCUUUUGACCAAUAUGAACUUGGUCAAGUGUUUCUCGGAUGCCAUGUACAAGUACAAGAAGGAAGGCAUGGUGGCGUUGGAACCCAAAACUUUGUUUGAGCAUUACAAAAAGGAAUCCGAUGCGGAUGCCUGGACCGACCCAACCGAGUUCCAUUAGAGAUCAUGUUGCUUGUGGGAAGCGAGGUUGUGUGUCCGCUCUUGGCUGACCGACUUGGUUAUGCUUGGAGAGAGAGAGAGAGAGAGAGACAAGAUGAUUGUUCUUUGUGUUGCUGCUGUUUGUGUUGGUGCUUUGGAUCAAGUUGCCUCUUACGAAAUCGCCCAUUUGCUCGCCCAGUGGUCUCUGGCUGGUGAGGAUGGCUGCCUCAUCAUUAGAACUGUUGGAGUGACGGAAAUAUUAGAUUCGAUUCAUAUACUUUAGGUAGGAGGCAAUAACAUUUUAAAAUUAGUUACAUGAAAUA
Messenger RNA from Seminavis robusta, 5306 nucleotides. NCBI's taxonomy places the organism in Eukaryota, Bacillariophyta, Bacillariophyceae, Naviculales, Naviculaceae. The record is from the annotation of a GenBank genome assembly.